Messenger RNA from Symbiodinium sp. CCMP2592, 363 nucleotides. The record is from the annotation of a GenBank genome assembly. NCBI's taxonomy places the organism in Eukaryota, Dinophyceae, Suessiales, Symbiodiniaceae.
AUGCCUCAAGAGGUGUUCUUGGAGUAUUCCAUGAACUUGAUGCAGCUCUCCAAGCCUUGCAUCUUCGUGGUCACUGGAAGCUGGUGCAAGGCCGUCACCACCAGCGAUGGCGACGAGCUGCCGCCAUUCGACACAGGACUGUGGUGUUUCUUCAAGGGCAUCAAUGCUUGGCACAGAACCUGGCCCAACGCCUUGUUGGUAGUGGCACGGGAGCUACGCGAACACUGCCUGCACCCUGAAGAGAGUAUCUCCAAGAAUGCUCAAUGGACAAUGGCAGUUUUGGCUGGACACUGUUUUCACACAGCACAAAGUAAAGGCGUUCGACAUUUUGGACAUGUUGUACUGGUUGCGACACGCGGAUGA